Molecule: messenger RNA, 4120 nt
Organism: Sebastes umbrosus (honeycomb rockfish)
Lineage: Eukaryota; Metazoa; Chordata; Actinopteri; Perciformes; Sebastidae
Gene: rnf40
Product: ring finger protein 40
Exons: 20
Coding region: 140-3133 (997 amino acids)
Cellular component (GO): nucleus; HULC complex
Molecular function (GO): metal ion binding; ubiquitin protein ligase activity
Source: RefSeq, a predicted model, not a curated record
UUUUUACUUUUAAAUUAAAUUAAAAAAAAAGAUUAAAAAAAAAAAUUACUCCGCGGAAGUACAUUGACGUCAUUUCCUGUAGCUGCUCUAGAUGCACUGAGUUACAUGUUCAGUCGCUCCUUGUGAAGGGGAAGGAAAGAUGUCAGGUGCUGGGGGAGGAAAACGUCCCUCAGGAGGGGACAGCCCCCCUGGCCCACCUGAGAAGAAGAGCAAGAAAGAGGAGAAGACCACCACCACUCUCAUUGAGCCCAUACGCAUAGCUGGAGUCUCCUCUACGGAGGAAAUGGACAUGAAGGUCCUCCAGUUCAAGAAUAAGAAGCUGUGUGAGCGCUUGGAGCAGAGACAGACGAUGGAGGAUGAAUUACGAGAGAAAAUUGAGAAGCUGGAGAAGAGACAAGCCACCGAUGACACCACCCUGCUGAUUGUCAAUCGCUACUGGUCGCAGUUGGACGAAAAUGUGCACGUUCUACGCAAACGCAUUGAGCCAGAUGCGCCGGUGAUAUCUACCCCUGCCCCACCCGCACCCCCUCUGCCUGAACCCACACCUAUGGAGGAAGAUGGUGUCAGUCUGGUCUCACCAACUUCUGCCGUGCCUCCACCUCCACUCCCAGAGGGCCAGAACGAGGGGGAGCAGGCAGAGCAGCAGGAGGGGCAUCAGGACGAGCAGAAGCAGCCCCCGCCUCCUACUGGGUCAGAAGAGUUGUUGACACCCGCAGAGCCGCCACAGGACUCAACAACAGGUGCAUCGCCGCCCCUUGCUCCAAUAAGUGACAAUGCCAAGGGUUUCCUGUCUACAUUGGAGCACAGUAGCGAGGAGGAGCUCACCCUGCACCUCCAAGACCGCAUGCAGUUCAGCAAGGAAGCCAUUGCCUGCUUGGUCUGUGUCUUUGACAGGCUGCACAGCCGCAUCGACAACAUGUGCAAGCAAGUCCAGGCUGCAGCAUGUGAGGACGAUAGCCAGUCUGACAUCAUCAAUGUGAACCACACUCUGCUGGAGGAGAACAGUCGACUGCGAGACCUGGCCACUCUGCUGCAGGGCCGUCACCACAAGAUGUCCAUGGAGUACAAUGAGUUAGUGGACAAGGUGACCAGCUCCGAGACCAAAGUGUCUGAGAUGGAGACGACAGUGGAAGACCUGCAGUGGGACAUUGAGAAACUCCGCAACAGGGAACAAAAGCUCAACAAACAUCUGGCAGAAGCCAUGGAGCAGCUGAAGUCUGGAUACAGCAGCACCGGCAGCUCAGGUGUACUUUCUGGGGGCCAGAUUACACUGAACAUUCAGAAGUUUGAGAGUCUCAAUGCAGAGUUGGAGCACAACCAGGAGUUGGCUAAUAGCCGCAUGGCAGAGUUGGAGAAGCUGCAGGUGGAGCUCCAGGAGGCUGUGAGGGAGAGUGAGAAGCUUAAGAUGGACUUGCGGAAUAUUCCAGAAGACGUUGUGAAGGAGACUCUAGAGUACAAAUGUCUGCAGUCCCAAUUCUCCCUGCUGUACAAUGAGUCCCUCGGGGUGAAAACCCAGCUGGAUGAGGCACGAGCCCUCCUGCUCACCGCCAAGAACGCCCACCUCCGACAGAUUGAGCACAUGGAGAGUGAUGAGCUGUCCCUUCAGAAGAAGCUGCGGACUGAUGUCAUCCAGCUGGAGGAUACCCUGGCCCAGGUGCGCAAAGAGUACGAGAUGCUGCGCAUCGAGUUUGAGCAGAACCUGGCAGCCAACGAGCAAGCAGGACCAAUCAACAGGGAGAUGCGACACUUAAUCAGCAGCCUCCAGAACCACAACCUGCAGUUGAAAGGGGACGUGCAGCGCUAUAAGAGGAAGUUGCGGGAAACCCAGAUGGAGAUCAAUAAGUUGCGUUGUCAAAGUGGCGACACGGGGGUUCUUAAUAUAGAGGAGACGACGAAUGACAGCAUGGACGUGAAGAAAGAGGAGGAUGAGGACCAGGAGGAGGAGGAGGAGAGGAGGAAGGAACUGGAGAGGCAGCGGGCCCGGGAGAGAGAGAGGGAGAGGGAGGCUGAGCGAGAGCGAGAAAGGGAGCGCGAGAGAGAGAGGCAGCGCAGCGACGAGCUGAAGAGGAAGGACUCUGACACGCUGAAGAUGCUCCGAGUAGAACUCAAGAAAGCCCAGGAGUCCCAGAAAGAGAUGAAGCUCUUGUUAGACAUGUAUAAGUCGGCUCCAAAGGAGCAGAGGGACAAAGUGCAGCUCAUGGCAGCUGAACGCAAAUCUAAAGCUGAGGUGGAUGAGUUGAGGAUGCGAGUGCGAGAGCUGGAGGAGAGGGAGAGGAAGGAAAGCAAGAAGCUGGCCGACGAAGACGCCCUCAGGAAGAUUCGAGUGGCAGAAGACACCAUUGAGCAUCUGCAGAAGAAACUCGCUGCCACGAAGCAGGAGGAAGCCCUGCUGAGUGAGAUGGAUGUUACGGGCCAGGCCUUCGAGGACAUGCAGGAGCAGAACAGCCGCUUGUUGCAGCAGUUACGGGAGAAGGACGACGCCAAUUUCAAGCUGAUGAGUGAGCGGAUCAAAUCCAACCAGAUCUACAAACUGCUAAAAGAGGAGAAGGAGGAGUUGGCUGACCAAGUUCUCACAUUCAAAACCCAGGUGGAUGCCCAGCUGUUGGUUGUGCAGAAGCUAGAGGAAAAAGAGGGCAUCCUCCAGUGCACGCUUGCCGCUUUGGAAAAAGAGCUGUCUGUCCGGUCACAAGCACUAGAACUCAACAAGAGGAAGGCGGUGGAGGCUGCCCAGCUGGCAGAGGACCUGAAGGUGCAGCUGGAGCACACGCAGGCCAAGCUUAAGGAGAUCCAGGUCUCCGUGGCUGAGAACCGCACCGCCCGGGAGAGGGAGAGCAGCAACCUGAAACGAGCACAGGAGGACCUGUCGAGGCUGAGACGGAAGCUGGAGAAACAGAAGAAGGUGGAGGUGUACUCCGAUGCUGAUGAGAUCCUGCAGGAGGAGAUCAACCAGUACAAGGCCAAGCUGCGCUGCCCCUGCUGCAACACACGAGACAAGGAGACGGUGCUCACCAAGUGUUUCCACGUAUUCUGCUACGAAUGUCUGAAGAUGCGUUACGACACCCGACAGAGGAAGUGCCCCAAGUGCAACUGUGCCUUCGGAGCCAACGACUUCCACCGCAUCUACAUCACCUAAUUCACGGAGAGACGGAGGAGUGAAAAGAGGAAAAAACAGUAGACAGAACCAAAGGAGAGAAAACGAAUAGAGAGAAAAGACAAAAGGAACUGAAGAUUUAUUCAAAGAGUCAGACAUUUUUGGGGGAUAUCAGAUUAAAUGUGUUUCCCCGUUUUAAUCUCUCUUUGGAAAGACUUGUUUUACCGCAUCAUUGCCAUUUGGUGACCAAACAGACUGACUGAGAGUGUUGUGCUGUAGUUAAUAAACGCAGUUGUUUGUGCACAUUUUGAUAUUCUUAUAUGUCGAGCUGCUCUGCACUGUUUUUCCUGUCCUUGCCGUUGUUGCCAUGUUAAAGGUGCGCUCUUUCGACAUUCAGAACAUUAAUAUAGCAGCAAAACAACUAUCUGCUAUGUAAAGAUAUAGAGGAGUAAUGUCUACAUGAGCAGAGAAUGAAGUCACUCUCCCUCUGUGUGUGUUGUAAUCCGAGCUUCUCUGUGCUUUGUUGACAUGGCCGGGCCGGCCAGACGUGCUUUUUGUGCAUGUUUGUGCAUGUGAGCGUGCCCCACUUGCCAGCUCACGGCCGCCGCUCUGCACUGCUCCUGACAGACGGCACUGUUGGGCAAGUGUUGCACCUACCCUUGGUUUCCCCCCAGUUAACACUGUUAGCUCUGUCAGCACUGUUGCCUUUUUUUUUCACUGUUGUUAGCACCAUUAGUUGCGAGCCGCCGGCUCAGCCGUCGCCAUGUUGAGAGCCGUGCGGAGGCAAUAGAAAUGCUCCCAAUUUAGUACCUUUUAAACAUCCUCUUUUUUUAACAAACUGGGCCCACUUUUAAAUAUUUCUUUUUUUUUUAAUGUAUUGAAAAACGUGGAAAUGCAGUCGUUAAUGGUUAAUCUUGCUGCAGCGUUUCUUGGACCUGUUUUUGUCCUGGCUGGUUUUUGGGAAUCCCGUAAAAAUCAGUGAAGCUGAGAUUUCAAUUUCAAAAUUAAAAAGAAACCAUCCUUUACAAA